Molecule: messenger RNA, 1596 nt
Organism: Mobula hypostoma (lesser devil ray)
Lineage: Eukaryota; Metazoa; Chordata; Chondrichthyes; Myliobatiformes; Myliobatidae
Gene: fam50a
Product: family with sequence similarity 50 member A
Exons: 13
Coding region: 114-1136 (340 amino acids)
Biological process (GO): chromatin organization
Cellular component (GO): nucleus
Source: RefSeq, a predicted model, not a curated record
CCCAGUGCGCCUGCGCCGAGUGUUGUGGCGGCUGUUUGUUCGGCUUCGGGGCCGCGUACUUGUUUUAGGGGAGGGAGCGGCGGCUGCGGUGUGGGCUGAGAAGGGGGGACGGCAUGGCGCAGUACAAGGGCGCGGCGAGCGAGGCCGGCCGGGCCAUGCAGCUGAUGAAGAAACGAGAGAAGCAGCGAGAGCAGCUGCAACAACUCAAGCAGAAGAUCGCUGAGGAGAAUCUGGUCAAGUCCAACAUCGACAAGAAAUUCUCGACGCACUACGAUGCGGUGGAGGCCGAGCUGAAGUCCAGCACCGUGGGGUUGGUGACCCUAAAUGAUAUGAAGGCAAAGCAGGAGGCGCUGGUAAAGGAGCGAGAGAAACAACUGGCAAAGAAGGAGCAGUCGAAGGAACGGCUGCUGAAGCUGGAGAAACAGAAGGAGAGAGAGCGGAAGAAGGAGGAGAAACGGAAGAUCGCCAGCUUGUCCUUCACCUUGGAUGAGGAGGAGGACGGCGAGGAGGAAGAGGGGGAGGACGAGCUUAAAAGUGAAGAUGAGGAGCUUAUCGUAGAAGUUCCAGUGAAGAAAAGGAAACUCGGCAAAAACCCGGAUGUGGACACCAGCUUCCUCCCGGACCGGGACCGUGAGGAGGAAGAGAACCGACUGCGGGAGGAAUUGCGACAGGAGUGGGCCAACAAACAAGAGAAGAUCAAAGGGGAGGAGAUUGAAAUCACUUUCAGCUAUUGGGAUGGCUCAGGACAUCGGCGCACAGUGAAGAUGAAGAAAGGGAACACGAUCCAACAAUUUCUACAGAAGGGCCUGGAGAUCUUGCGGAAAGACUUCAGUGAACUCCGGUCGGCUGGGGUUGAACAGCUCAUGUACAUCAAGGAGGACUUGAUCAUCCCCCAUCACCACACGUUCUAUGACUUCAUCGUGACGAAGGCGAGAGGCAAGAGCGGGCCACUCUUCAGCUUCGACGUCCACGAAGAUGUCCGCCUGCUGAGCGAUGCCACAGUGGAGAAGGACGAGUCCCACGCCGGUAAGGUGGUGCUGCGCAGCUGGUAUGAGAAGAACAAGCACAUCUUCCCCGCAAGUCGCUGGGAGCCGUACGAUCCCGAGAAAAAGUGGGACAAGUACACGAUUCGGUAGAGAUGGCACCUCAGGGAGCCAGCACCAGCUCGGGGGUCUGAACCCCUCACCUGGCUUCACCACCUUUCCCUCAACCCCAGUGUGUCUCCUGCGACGUCGUUCCCACAUCUAACAUUCCCAGUUCCAGGAAUACCAGCUCUCCUCGAGGUUCAGACUCAGCCCCAUCCGUUUUCUCCGACCCUCACUCCACCACCCCUUUCGUUCCUCCACGCCAUCGCUUUGCGUGUUUGUAUGCACAUGGGGGCAUGUCUGCACCCCUGGUGUGUGUGACAGUCAGCCUGUGCAUCUGGGUAGUCACGUGUGUGUGCGUGUGUGUACCUGGGGGUGAGUGUGUGUGUGUGUACGUGGGGGUGAGUGUGUACCUGGGGGUGAGUGUGUGGGUGGGGCUGCUCUCCAUCACUGGGCGGGCUACAGUGUCCAUGCUGGGGCGUGAGCCCCCCACCCCACCCCAACCCGCACA